AUGGAAGCCGCGCACUCACCACCUAGUUUCAGCAACAACAACGUUCGAGGCACGCGAGGUUUAAUAGAAAAAAAAAUUCAGACGGCGGCGAUCGCCCAUGUCACGACACGGCGGCAGGCACCACUCCCGUUUGCGGCCAACAAAAAUGUCGAACUGAAACUCGCCGAGCACGGAGCGAGUGCGGUGUCGAAUGCCCCACAACUAAGCUUUCGACACGAAGCUCCGCCAGAUCGUCAUGAGUCAAGCGCUGCUCGAGUCCGAAAUGCCCGAAGCCGCCCCAGUCGAGACAUCCACAAGCGACGCGCCCGUCAAAACACCAAGAAAUUCUCGUCCGGUUCGCUCAGCGGUGCGACAGACGCAGCCCGGCCGAAAGUCGUCACCGUCAAGCACCCCGAGAGCAACAAGCCAAAACCGACCGUCAAGAAGAACAAACCCAUCCAGGCGGAUCUGGACGUAACCAAGGAAUUCCUACGAUGUCGUGAGGAAGGCUUCAAACGACUGGACCUCAGUAAGUCUAAUAUCACACUAUUGCCAGCGACCGUACGCGAUCUAACGCAUUUAUCCGAAUUGUAUUUGUACGGGAAUAAAAUCGCUACGCUACCGAAUGAAAUCGGUAAUCUCACAAGCCUCCAGACGCUCGCAUUGAGCGAGAAUUCACUCACGAGUCUACCGGACUCGCUCGACGGUUUGAAAUCGAUUAAAGUAUUGGAUUUGAGGCAUAAUAAACUCAACGAUAUACCGGAUGUUGUCUACAAGUUGACAACCCUCACAACACUCUUCCUGCGCUUCAAUCGCAUCAAAUAUGUCGGCGAAGAGAUCCAGCACUUGACCUCGUUGACAAUGCUCAGUCUACGCGAGAAUAAAAUACGUGAAUUACCAGCCGAGAUCGGGCGAUUGAUCAAUUUAAUCACAUUCGAUGUGUCACACAAUCACCUCGAGCAUUUACCAACUGAACUCGGCAACUACGAUUUAUCCACCUUGGACCUGCAGCAUAAUGAGCUGUUGGAUAUUCCCGAAACGAUAGGACAACUGCAACAAUUAACGCGAUUGGGUUUACGUUACAAUCGUUUAUCGAGUAUUCCGGCGAGUUUAAGUAACUGCAAUCACAUGGAUGACUUUAAUGUCGAAGGUAACGCCAUCUGUCAGUUACCCGAAGGUUUAUUAUCCAGUUUGGUUGAGUUGAGAAGUAUUACAUUAUCACGGAAUAAUUUCUCUUCGUAUCCGUCGGGCGGGCCGUCGCAGUUCACGAAUGUCGAUUCGAUUAAUCUGGAACACAAUCAGAUCGAUAAAAUACCCUAUGGGAUAUUUUCAAGGGCGAAGAACCUAACCAAACUUAAUAUGAAAGAGAAUCAGUUGACAUCUCUGCCGCUAGAUGUCGGCACAUGGCUGAAUAUGGUCGAGUUGAAUCUAGGCACGAAUCAACUCACGAAGUUACCCGAUGAUAUACAGUGCCUGCAAUGUUUGGAAGUGUUAACACUUUCGAAUAAUCUCCUACGGCGUAUUCCGCCUAGUGUUGGUAAUCUUCGCAAAUUACGUGUUCUGGAUUUGGAGGAGAAUCGUCUGGAGCAGUUGCCGAAUGAAGUGGGGUUAUUGCGUGAGCUGCAGAGGUUAGUCGUGCAGUCAAAUCAAUUGACAUCUCUGCCAAGGGCAAUCGGUCAUCUGUCAAAUCUGCAGUAUUUGAGCGUCGGCGAGAAUAAUAUCAGCUUUCUACCGGAGGAAAUCGGCACGUUGGAGAAUUUGGAAAGCCUGUACAUCAACGAUAAUCAGGCGCUGCAUAAUCUACCAUUUGAAUUAGCGCUCUGUUCGAAUCUGGCGAUUAUGAGCAUCGAGAAUUGUCCGCUGUCGCAAAUCCCGGCCGAGAUUGUCUCCGGCGGGCCGUCGUUGGUCAUACAGUAUUUAAAAAUGCAAGGGCCGUAUCGCGCGAUGUAAGGUAAGGGUAGACGUGUAAAAAUGUGAACAAAAUGUGAUUACUGUUUUAAUCUUAGACGUAAUUUUAAGCAAAAAACAUGUUACUAGGUUAAAACCAAGAUGGCGUCUCGAUAUAUAUAUAUUCAUUACAAGUGCAUUUGUUAGAUAUCUCGCCGCACACAUGACUGCGUCAGUAUUAUUUUACAAUUGAAAUUUAUUCCAUCAAUGAUUAAGUGUGGUUUUUGCUUUGAUUUGAAUGACGUCAGCAGGCGUGUGCGCAGAAACAAUUGAGUUUUAUUUGUGACCAAUUUGAAGCAUGACAUUAGCGAUUAAGAGAAAAUGGCGGAUUUGAAGUUGCGGUGGAGGAGGGGAGGGGGAGAAUUCUGUUGCACACCAUUUAAAUAAUCGAUAAACGUCCGAAAUACACCCCCGCGUGGAAAAGUAUUAUAAUUUUGAUAAAUAUUAUGCGAAAUGUGUCAAAGACGUGCAUUAAAUGUGAUGUUAUCUGUUCCGCCAUCACCCCCACAGUCGUAUAUAAUAUUGCAUGCGAACCGCCAUCAAGCAAAAGACUUUAAAACACUGCUGUGCUCAAAAAACGCAGCCGCCAAUUUGAAAUGAAAGAAGAAGAAAAAAAAACAACCACGCAUGUAAAACUAAUCGUAAUCUAAUUGUGCUGAAUGUAUUAAUUAGACAGAUGGUAAUAGACGUACCUACAAUAUAAGCAUGUAUUAUAAAUCCGAAAAUAUUAUUCAACGCAGACACAAAGAGAGAGAGAGAGAGAGGAAAAAGUUCUAUAUUUGUAUAUUUAGUGGAUUCCUGGAUUGAAACACGCAAUGCUAGCGCAACGAGAGCUUAAAUCCAAAGAGAAAAUAAUUGAUAUGUUAGUCUAUAGACCUUAUUGAGAAACCAACAUGGCGUAAUAAGACUGCAAACGUACGAUUUAAACACACACACACGUUCCGCGAUUUGCAACAAGAUGGACGACGAGAACACACGUUUCUUAUGUGGAUGUACUUUGUUUAUCAACGCGAGGAAUCAUUAUUGUUAAUAAUAAUACGUUUGAUUGCUGUAGCGACACGUGAAUGAUUACAAUAAAAGUGUAUUUUAUCUCA
Messenger RNA from Dalotia coriaria, 3020 nucleotides. Its product is annotated as leucine-rich repeat protein soc-2 homolog. Lineage: Eukaryota; Metazoa; Arthropoda; Insecta; Coleoptera; Staphylinidae. Gene Ontology annotation, molecular function: protein binding. The record is from RefSeq and is a predicted model, not a curated record.